UCAACCAGUAAUCACCAUCGUCUCUCACACUGCCAUGGUCCCUCAGACCGACAAAACCACCAACGGCGCUUCCUAUUUUCCACCGGGGGUGAAACUUUAAAGCCCGAAAACAAAGCCAUGCUGCUGGACGCUACAACCCCGCGGAUAUAAGCGACAUUGAAGACCAGAAAGUAGCUACCACCACACGGAAACCACAAAGAAGAAGCAGUCGGUGUGUUUUUUUUCACGCUCGGAGGGAAAGACGGCAUCCGGCCUGAGAAGAAGCUCCGAGGUCGGGGACUCCGGUCGGAGCAACGCUCAUCGUUUCUGGCCUCCCCUUCCCGAGAGCUCAAUGGAGAAGAUGAAGCGGUUCAAGCGACGUCUCUCUCAGACCCUACGAGGCAGCCACACCAUCGACGAGUCGCUGUCUGAGCUGGCUGAGCAGAUGACCAUUGAGGAAAACGGCCUGAAGGACAGCGAGCCCAUAGUGAGGAAUGGCCGCCCUGCAUCGGCCCACAGCGUCCACUCCUUCCUCCACCAGUAUACAGGCUCCUUUAAAAAGCCACCACUGCGGCGGCCUCAGAGCGUCAUCGGAGGAGGCCUAGGCUCUCUCAUGGUCAUGCCUCGCAACGGCAGUCGGCUCGAUAUCGUCCAUGAGAACUUGAAGAUGGGCUCGGAUGGGGAGAGUGACCAGGCGUCGGGGACUUCCUCUGAUGAGGUGCAGUCGCCCACGGGUGUUUGUCUGAGGAACAGAGGGAACAGACGCAUCUCUGCAGAGGACCUGAACAAACGUCUGUCCCUGCCGGCCGACAUCCGGAUACCUGACGGUUACCUGGAGAAGCUGCAGCUGAGCAGCCCGCCCUUCGACCAGCCGCUGAGCCGACGCUCCCGCAGAGCAUCACUGUCAGAAAUUGGAUUUGGGAAGCUGGAGACUUACAUCAAACUGGACAAACUGGGGGAGGGCACCUACGCAACAGUUUUCAAGGGGAGGAGUAAGCUGACAGACAACCUUGUGGCGCUGAAGGAGAUCAGACUGGAGCACGAGGAGGGAGCACCAUGCACGGCUAUCAGAGAAGUGUCGUUACUGAAGGACCUGAAACACGCCAACAUUGUGACGCUGCAUGAUAUCGUCCACACAGACAAGUCACUCACGCUGGUCUUCGAGUACCUGGACAAAGACCUGAAGCAGUACAUGGACGACUGUGGGAACAUCCUGAGCAUGCAGAAUGUCAAGAUUUUUCUGUUCCAGAUCCUGCGAGGCUUAGCGUACUGUCACAGGCGGAAAGUUCUCCACAGAGACCUGAAGCCCCAGAAUCUGCUCAUCAACGACAGAGGAGAACUCAAACUGGCUGACUUUGGCCUGGCGAGGGCCAAGUCUGUGCCCACUAAAACAUACUCUAACGAGGUGGUGACGCUUUGGUAUCGGCCCCCCGACGUGCUGCUGGGCUCCUCUGAGUACUCCACACAGAUAGACAUGUGGGGUGUGGGCUGUAUAUUCUAUGAGAUGGCUGCCGGCAGGCCCCUGUUCCCAGGCUCCACAGUGGAGGACGAGCUGCACCUCAUCUUCAGGCUGCUGGGCACUCCCACAGAAGACAGCUGGCCUGGAAUAUCCUCCAUCGACGAGUUCAAGUCCUACAAGUUCCCCAAGUACAAGGCCCAGCCCCUCAUUAACCACGCACCCAGGUUGGACACUGAUGGCAUUGACCUGCUGAUGUCAUUCCUAAAAUACGAGUCAAAAAAGAGGAUCUCUGCUGAUGAAGCAAUGAGACAGCCAUACUUCAGGAGCCUGGGGCCACGUGUGCACACACUGCCAGAGAGCAUAUCCAUAUUCACACUGAAGGAGGUCCAGCUGCAGAGGGAUCCCGGCUACCGGAACUCAUCGUACCCCGAGUCAGGCAACGGAAAGAGCAGAAGACAAAGCAUGCUGUUUUAGAUUCUCUGGACUGUAUUUUUUUAUUUGGGAAGGAUCUCCUAGCUGUACAGUCUCGCCGAUGGAUCAGUAACCUGAGAUGGAUGUUGGCGUGGAGCAUCAUCAUCGUCAUCAUCAUCACUCCCCCCAAACAACUUGGGAAACUUGUCCAUAGUGCGACUGACCCCUUGUCCAGGUUUGGCCUGAACCUGGCCCAAAAGAGACAUUUAUAUACUGUACAUCUAUAUUUAUUGAGAAGAGAAUUUGCUGCUAAAUACAACUACUGUCUAGAAUUCUAACUGGCUCAGUCACUUUAAUGAGUACAUGCAAUGUGUAUAGAUUUUUAAUUCUUUUUUUGAAGUGGUGGUAUUUUUAGUGAUAUAUUUUUUUUUGUCAUUAUUUCCAUUUUCAUACCUAAAAAUCUCCACCCCAGAGCUCCUCCGUGUGUGUGUGUGGGUGAGUAAGGCACACAGACAAACAGAGGGAUGUUUCUGUAGCAACUCAAAAGGGUUUGAUUUUCUGUCUCUGUUGCCACGGUGCUGCUCUCAGCUGCACCCGUCAUUUGUGACCAUUUACUCUGAAGGUUUUUGAGGCCAGCUUCGAUAGAACUGAUAAUUUAAUCCUAACCGGAGGCUAAUAUGAGAGCAGUGCUGCCAAGCUGUGUGCAAAAAGAUCACAGUGUUGUCAGAUGCUGGCAUAUCAUUCCAGGAUAAUGUGGUCUCUGUCGUGACCAAUGAACAAAUGCAGGCGGGGAAAGGCAACGUAGAAUUAUUAGCGAGGGCAUUACAGGAUUAGUUACACCUCCUAAAUUCUUCAGAACAUUUUUAACUACAGUGAACAACAUUCUCAUCCUUUUCCACCUCAAUCUGACACAUUAUCUCUUCCAGUCUGUUACAAAGAGGAGGUGCAAAGCGAGCUCCCAGUGUUGAAAGCUGCCUUUGUGCAUUAUAGGUGUGUUUUUUUUCUUUCUGCCAUUCCCAUCUCCCAACUGUAAAAAUGGAAUCUCUUUUUCUGGAUUGCCUCCAUCAUUGUGUUGCAUGCCUGCUCUGUUGUAUGAGGAAGCACACAGCCACUGAACUCCUAAUUCAGGGAGCACUAGCUAUAGUCCUGCCCCUAGUGAAUACGAUACCGAGUCACAGUCUAUUUAACAGUGUUACAAGAGAUGUUUUGUAUGAUAUUCUUUAACUUUAUUUGUGGAUAAUUGUUAUUGGUGUGGGAUUUCGUUGCAGAUGCCCUCCCAUAUUUGAGCUUUUUUUUUCCAGAGUAAAGAAAAUAAAAUCUAAAGU
This is a messenger RNA of Chelmon rostratus (copperband butterflyfish), 3174 nucleotides long. RefSeq names its product cyclin-dependent kinase 17-like. The transcript has 17 exons. The coding region runs from base 332 to 1912 and encodes 526 amino acids. Gene Ontology annotation, biological process: protein phosphorylation. The record is from RefSeq and is a predicted model, not a curated record. Gene Ontology annotation, cellular component: cytoplasm; nucleus. Gene Ontology annotation, molecular function: ATP binding; protein kinase activity. NCBI's taxonomy places the organism in Eukaryota, Metazoa, Chordata, Actinopteri, Chaetodontiformes, Chaetodontidae.